Talaromyces proteolyticus is the source of this 1470-nucleotide messenger RNA. RefSeq names its product oxidoreductase, FAD-binding protein. The transcript is spliced from 3 exons. The record is from RefSeq and is a predicted model, not a curated record. Lineage: Eukaryota; Fungi; Ascomycota; Eurotiomycetes; Eurotiales; Trichocomaceae. Bases 1 to 1467 code for a protein of 488 amino acids. Gene Ontology annotation, molecular function: FAD binding; oxidoreductase activity.
AUGCCUCAACCUCGAUACACGACCGUACCUAAAUACAAUUCCAGGGUCCUUGUCCGUGGAGAUGUUGGCUACGAGGUAUGCAGAUGCAACAACCCUACAGCAGACACGCCAGACCGGUUUCCAUCUGAAAUCCACGUUGUAGAAACCCCAACUGAUGUGGCUACGGCACUCAAGCGUGCCACUGAGUUGGGAACAACUGUCGGAAUUCGAUCCUCAGGUCAUAUUAUGAAUCUUGGAAACCUCAUCCAAGAUGGGAUUCUGAUCGAUACGGUGAAUCUCAAUCGGCACAUUAACUAUGACCCGGUCACGAGAGAAAUAGCUUUUGGCCCUUCUUGUCGAGUCGAGGAGUUGGCUGCAAAGCUAAAGGAGGUGAACCGAUUCUUCCCUCAUGGCCACGCGCCCACUGUCGGAUCAGGGGGCUUCCUCCUGGCUGGGGGGCAAGGAUGGUUUGUCCGUGGAUGGGGCGCCACCAACCAGCAGUGGAUUCUCAAGAUGGAAAUUGUCGUGCCUGAUGGCCGCACUGUAAUAGCCAGCCGAACUGAAAACCAAGACUUGUUUUGGGCAGCCAGAGGCAGUGGCUUGGGCUUCUUUGGGGUUGUGACGCGCUUCUGGGGAAGAACAAUUCCGGCGUCUAAGAUGUGGGAGCGCAUAUUGAAAUUCGAAGUUAACUCGGACAACUACGAGACACUGAUGACGUGGUCUAUUGAGCGCGGACGCGACACUCCCAAAUAUGGCACUGAUUUGAAUCUUACCAUUGAUUAUCCUCAAAAGUAUGACCCAGCGUAUACCACAGACGACGUGCCCCCCGGCGCAAAGCUCCAUUUGACUUUGAACCUUCUCUGCUACACCGACACCCUCCGUGAAGCUCGAACACUACUCAGUGCAUAUGACAAUAUGCCUGAGAACGUUCGAGAAUGGUUGAUUCAAUUCCAUCCAGUACAAAGCAGAACCUUUGAGGAAGUGUUUAAUAGAAAACGCGGCUUUCUAGGAAAUUCUGGGAAAGAACGUUGGCAAAUUAACAGCAUCAUGAACGACCCAGCCGUUCCACUGCCACGACUUCUCCAAGCCAUCAAGCCAGCUCACCUUGAGCUGCCUACUCGGACUACAUCAGUAUUCAUGUGUCACUGCGACAUUGUCCCAGAUGAGGAAGAUGCAGUCCUAAGUCUACCACAGGAUUUAUACAUCUCAACAGUAACUGGAUGGACAGACCCAAAACUCGAGCCUGCCAUCUACCAAAACAUGCGUGACCAUUACAGGCGAGCAUUCCCUGUGGCAGUGGGCCAAUACAUCACCGAGCUAGAUGUCAACAAUGACGACGCAAACACCAAGGUUUUCUCCGAUACUGCGCUAGCCAAGUUCCUUAAGAUUAGAGCGAAAUGGGACCCUAAAGAAUUGUUCCCUAACUACAAGAAGUUCGUUCAAGCACAUGACAAGAUAAACAGGCUGCAGAAUAAACCAUCGCUUUAGUGC